AUGGACCGUCCUCGUCAAUCAAUGGCUACUACCCAGCGUCAUAACAUCGACCAGAGGGCGGCUGAAGGUCAGAAGAAGUAUCGCUCAUCUUCUAAGCAGGCGAAACCGGCCGAUGUCCCGGUUGCUGCACCCGACUAUGCGGAUUACAAGUUUUCGAGGGGUCAUUCUGCUUCUGACAACUUGCCCUCGUCUUCAUAUGUUUCUGCUGCACAGUCCCAGAACAGAGCAACUUCCAGCGCUGUACCAGUUGCUACCUCUUCUACUUCCCGGGCUCAGGACCCUCCCCGCGAUACAUAUGGUCUACGGAAUUAUCUCAAGAAGAGAGCAGAUAAGCAGAGCCCACACUCAUCGAAUGAAAAGGUGGUAUAUAUGGAAGAAGACAGGGUUUUACGUCCGAGUCGACAGUCUCGCAAUACUGGUGCCCAUGUGAAUACUACCGCUCUUCCGCAAGCGCCGGCUUCGACGCAGACAUACUGGAUACCUCCCCCUCACCCAACUCCCGACCCCAUGUCUUCCUCUAGGCAACACGGAGAACGGGAGAGGGAUAGGGAGAAAGAGGAGAGCAGAGUCAGAAAGGAGAGAAGAAGAGACACAGACAGAGUCAAGGAAAGCGCGAGGGAGAGCGAGGGCGAACGAGAACGAGAGCAUCGGAGAGAAAGGGAGAGAGAAACGGUUCGAUCCGGUGAGGAGAAGGAUAGUCACAGGGAGAAGGACAGACGGAAGGAUCGCGAUGGUCGGCACAGAGAAGACAGGAGGGGAGCUGAGCGUGUCGUUGCCUCGGCAGUACCAAUGCAAAAUUCGAUGUCAUCCACUCGAAGACAGCAGAACGCAGAGGAGAGGGCGACAGUAGCCGUGAUUCGGAGCGGCGGUCAUAUUGCUCCAAUUCCUCCCACAGGUCAAGUACCGUACUCAGGCUCAUCUGGACCUGUGAUUCAACAGAAUGUCAACGGUCAGAUAGACACUCCGGCUGGUGCCCAACCGCGUGCUCCAGGUGAGUCUCGCAGGGGUGAUGCUCAACUCCCUCAGCAUAUUCCAUCUCUGGACCGUGAGAGGCCAAGACCUCCAAGACCUCCUCGCUCACAUCGGGACAGAACCGUCGCCCAGCAGAAUGCUCAAGAGUCAGGAUUGUCAAGCAGCGAGCAAGAGAUGGCUGGCAAGGAGAGGCGAAUUGCUACUCGUCGUACUGCUGUGCGAGACUACCAUACCGACGGGCACCCAUCAGGUAGUGAGACAGAGCGGUUGGCAGCUAGACAGCGGCGGAAGGCCAGCCGUGCGCACGAUGAGUCUCCAGGUCAUUCAAGGUCCAAUCUGGCCGAUCCGAGCGCGAUGUUGGCUUCCGUACUGACCUCUGCUGUACAACAUGGCACGACCAACCUGGAGAUGGCAUAUGCCAGUAAUCAGCAGAGAAACGCAUCGAAGGAUUCUUUCGGUCAUUGGUCGCUCCAAUCGCGAGAUUCCCCUCCUCAAAAAUCUGGUAACUCCCAAAUGCCAACCUCAACUACUCCACCGUCUGUUCCUUUCCCUUCUUCAAGUCAGCCUACCUUACCCGUAGGUCCACCCCCCUCUCAACAUGUUAGACAAUACGUAGUCAGCAUUCGAGCUGGACAGGGUCCGGCUGAUCCUCAAACACCCCGACUACUUCCCAAGUCCACAAAUUUCACUAUUUCGACGCAUCAACCUGAUCUUGCUGUAGCUGAGCGGCAACCACCAUACGAUGCAUCGAAUCAGUCACAAACUCUACCGUCACGCGCAUAUACUCCUGCCCCGUCCUCCUCUUAUCGCCCUCCUCCGCAUCAUCUGCCUUACAGUGAGGGAAAUAAUAUGUCACCCGUUCAGCCCCUGCAGCAUGUAGCUCCGGAUACACUCCAGUUCGUCCAUGGUGAGCACUCACAAGGGAUGCAUGUGCAAGAUCCCACUUUCGGGUCCACGUCCAUCAACCAUGCACCCUAUGCCGUCCGAUCCGGUGAUGGAAGCGUGCGCCCUUCAUCCACAGCGCCGAUCGCUCAUCAUGGUAUCGCAAGAGAUCCUGCUACUGGAUCUGUCAAUCAUGUGCAUCACACACCCCCAUCCGGUGAAGGAAUAGCGCGACCUCCGUCCACAGCACCAACCGCUCAGCGAGGUGUCGUGGCCGUAGUAUCUGCUACUGCAGGAUCGUCUGGCGUGCAGGCAGCGACUGUUGUCAGCCAUACGGGGAAAGGUUAUGCGCCAUACGAUUCCGCACCCCAGUUCCAGUCACAGCAACAAGCCGGAUAUGUGCACAACGUCGUCAAUAAUAUUCGUUCCCAUGCAGCCAGGGCCACAGAAGAGGCUAUCAGUGCUCCGUUACAACUUCCGAAUCUGACGGUACAUGGAUCUCCACGCCAUCCGCAUAAUAGUGUUCCCGUGACCUCGCACGCCCCCAUUUCCCAUGUAGCUCCGCUCGUCCAAGCUACGUCGCACCCGUCGCGGCAGCAGGGGACGCCGCACCCACGCGAGUCGCCUAGGCAGACAUCCAUAUCAUAUCUCAACCCUAAUGCGACUGUCAAUGGAUCUAUGGAGAGCAUUGCGCAAUCCCCUGCCAUGGGUGUUCACAUAGCUGUUCCUGGGAUCUCCAAUCCGGCCUCGCAUUCCCCUUCACGGAUAUAUUCGAAUCUGCAGGGCUCGCCCGGCCUGCAGACGAUACCGCCUCCAUCGAAUACGCCGAAACAUUCCCCCUCAGCACGACUGCAAACUCACCGCAAUGGGUCCGAAGACACCAUAUCGCAUGUGCCGUCACAGAAACCCUCUCCUGUGAUAAAUUCUGCUCAGCGUGCACUGCCGCAUCGCUCUAGUUUAACGAGUCUACAACUUAACGCCGCUUCACGUCCAGAGAUGAGUCCAAUGUCACGACUUAACGUAAUGUCCGGAUACCCAGAUUCUCGAUACCGUUCGGCAACUUCAUCCGCAUAUCCCGCGCAGACUGUAUCGUUACCGUCGCAAGUACCUAUAUCUUCAGAACUUAAUUCACAACAACCGGAGUCCCACAGCACAUAUACUCCGAAUACCUCUUCUAGGACUACGCUGCCAACCGUUUCCUCGCGCUAUUCACACGAACAUUCAUCCAGUGUUCAUCGCGUCCAUGCCGCACCCAUGACCUCCGGGACGCCCAAUCAUUCGGGUAAUCCGCACCCAUCUACGUUUCGUCCUUAUGAUGUACAGUCUUCGGAAAUUGCUCCUCGCGCCUUCGACAAUGCAGGAGCGUCGGUGCAACCCGCUGCUUCAGCACAGCGAGUACAGCCACGGUCGGCACCGUCUCCCACCCCUCACGCACGCCAGCACUAUGUGUCCUCUCCCCCUCCGAAGACGUACACCCCACUUCCCACAGCACCUUCUCAACCCGUGCGUAAUAACACCUUCCCAACUCCCCUCAGUAACCGCCAGAAUGGUACGCCGAUCACCGGCUCCUCUCAUACUCGUACAAUUUCGGACCCGCAACAUGGUUCGCGUACCCCCCGCCCAUCCACAUCGGGUCAGGCACCCGCGUCGUCUUCUUCGAAGUCUAAAGCCUCACGCACUCCAGGUGCUCCCGCACCGGAGUCAAUACGACCGCCGUCGUCAUCUGUACCGUCCAUGUUACCUCGUCAGCCGUCGGGCGCACCUUCCAUGGGGCCUGCAGCCUCGCAAGAAAUGCUACCCAGUCAUAAGGAAAAGAAGAGAGGCGGUAUUUUUGGUCUUUUCCGGUCUUUGUCGUCCCCUCCGAAGCAGGAUGUGCAGACAGUCCCGGUAGGACAGAUGGUCGAGCGGGUGCACCGGCGCCAGCGCCAGGUCUCACAACCUAAUGCGUCCUCUGUUGCUCCACCUGCAGCUUUCACUACGCCUUCAACUCCCGCUACGACGGCCAUCCCGGCUACGGCUGCAACGUCUGCUGCGACUGCAACUUCCACUACUUCUCCGGCUCCGAGACCUAUUGGGAGCGCACCGCCUCCCAUUUCAACUACGAAUGCGUUUAUGGUACCAUUUGCUAUCGCUGCACCAACUCCUAUGCAUCCGUCGGGCAGGAGAAGCCCCUCGAAGACGUUCACGCCGUUCCGCUUGCUGUCGAAGCGGCACCGUACUGUGUCGGCUGCUUCUGUAGAAGCGGUGGAUGGGACUGUGGUCAAUACUGUCUUGACAGGGGGUGAGUCUACGAGAAGUUCAACAGUAGGGAGACCGUCGCCGCCGUUACGCGACCCUUUGGUUGCUGCCCAGGAAUGGCGGAACAAGGAAGAAGCCAACCAGCUUGAUCGUGGUACAUGGCGUAGGCGUCGACCCGGUGUCACGUUUGAUGUUGAGGAAGAUCUGAAUGAGACUUUGCGUCCUGCUCGCAGGAUCGCGCGGCGACCACAAAUUAUUGAAGAGACCUCAUAA
Messenger RNA from Sparassis crispa, 4365 nucleotides. RefSeq lists its product as hypothetical. Lineage: Eukaryota; Fungi; Basidiomycota; Agaricomycetes; Polyporales; Sparassidaceae. The record is from RefSeq and is a predicted model, not a curated record. The transcript is spliced from 6 exons. Bases 1 to 4365 code for a protein of 1454 amino acids.